Pterocles gutturalis (yellow-throated sandgrouse) is the source of this 1605-nucleotide messenger RNA. It is a transcript of the gene MFSD8, whose product is annotated as major facilitator superfamily domain containing 8. NCBI's taxonomy places the organism in Eukaryota, Metazoa, Chordata, Aves, Pterocliformes, Pteroclidae. Gene Ontology annotation, molecular function: transmembrane transporter activity. Gene Ontology annotation, biological process: transmembrane transport. Gene Ontology annotation, cellular component: lysosomal membrane. The transcript is spliced from 11 exons. The record is from RefSeq and is a predicted model, not a curated record. The annotation marks the transcript as partial.
AGGGAUGUUGUGGAAACACAAGAGCAUUGUAAGAGCAGAUGGCGAUCCAUCUGGAUUAUGUAUCUUACUAUGUUUCUCAGUAGUGUAGGUUUCUCAAUUGUAAUUAUGUCUGUGUGGCCAUAUCUGCAAAAGAUUGAUCCGACAGCAGAUGCGAGUUUCCUGGGCUGGAUUAUAGCUUCAUAUAGCAUUGGCCAAAUGGUUGCCUCUCCCCUCUUUGGCUUGUGGUCCAAUUACAGGCCAAGGAGAGAACCUCUCGUUGUUUCAACUGCUAUUUCCGUAGCUGCUAAUUGUCUUUAUGCCUAUGUCCAUGUACCUCAUUCAUACAACAAAUACUACAUGCUGACUGCACGUGCUCUUGUGGGAUUUGGAGCAGGAAAUGUAGCUGUAGUUCGAUCGUAUAUUGCGGGUGCCACUUCUCUUACAGAAAGAACAAGUGCCAUGGCCAAUACCAGUGCCUGCCAAGCAGUUGGCUUCAUAUUAGGACCAGUUUUUCAGACAUGUUUUACACUUAUUGGAGAAGAAGGAAUAACGUGGAAACUAGUUCAUCUUCAGCUGAACAUGUAUACAGCACCGGUUUUAUUUGGAGCUCUCUUAGGAGUUAUUAAUAUUGUUCUCAUCUUUGCCAUAUUCAGAGAGCAUCGAGUGGAUGACAUGGGACGGCAAUGCAAAAGUAUAAAUUCUGAAGGAGAAGAAAGUGGUGUUCUGGAUGAGAACGCAGAAGGAAACAUUGACCACGUUGCUGUGGUAGCAAUCAAUUUUCUUUUCUUUGUCAUCUUGUUUGUAUUUGCUGUCUAUGAAACUAUAGCUACUCCAUUGACGAUGGAUAUGUAUUCCUGGACCAGGAAAGAAGCUGUUUUUUAUAAUGGAAUAAUCCUUAGUGUGGUUGGCAUUGAAUCGGUUAUUGUUUUCAUGGUGGUCAAAACGCUAUCUAAAAAGACUGGUGAGCGUGCCAUACUCCACGGAGGCUUAAUGAUUGUCUUGGUUGGAUUCUUUAUCUUACUGCCUUGGGGGAAAAAACUACCAAAUAUCCAGUGGCAAGAAAUAAAGAAUAACUCCAUUCCCAGAACAACUUCCAUUGAGAUGUUAAUGCCUUUCUGGAGUUUGCAAGAAAUGCAGCUUCCAUCCAAUCACACAGCAGAACCUGUAGGCUGUCCCGUCACUCAGUCCUGGUGCCUGAAUACUCCUAUCAUCUAUCUGGCCCAGUAUAUCAGCUCUGACAUACUCAUAGGAUUGGGCUAUCCAGUUUGUAAUGUCAUGUCCUACACUUUAUACUCAAAAAUUCUAGGGCCAAAGCCUCAGGGUGUCUACAUGGGAUGGUUAACUGCCUCUGGAAGUGGAGCACGAAUACUUGGGCCUGUUUUUGUGAGCCAAAUAUACACUCACCUGGGACCACGCUGGGCAUUUAGCUUAAUCUGUGGAGUAGUUGUAGUGUCUCUCUUACUCUUGGAGAUAGUAUACAAGAGACUUAUUGCAUUUUCUGUCAGAUAUGGAAGGAUGCAUGAAGAGAACUGUUAAAUAUUUAAGAAUAUUUUUAAAAAACCCAACCAGAAAUAAUAGUUUAUUACUAUUUUUUAAUGAGGAGUGCCUAACCACUGACCUUGUUGG